CACGGUUCCAUGAUCUUUCCGCCUCAGUCAGUCAGAAGGAGGAAAGUUGUGAAGACAUGGACGCAUUGAACAGCUCAGUCUUGGACAGAGUCACUUUCAAAGUCAAUGGAAGUGUUUGCUCCGUUGGAUGUGAAGUGAGUUCUACUCUAACAUUGGUGGAUUAUCUGCGCAAUGUGCUGGAGCUGCGAGGCACUAAGUACAUGUGCAGGGAAGGUGGAUGUGGUGCCUGCAUUGUGACUGCCGUCAAGUGUCCUGGUGCACAACCGGUCGCAGUCAAUUCUUGUUUAGUGUCGGUGACAUCCUGUCAGGGCUGGGAGAUCACGACGGUCGAGAAAGUGGGCAACAAGUUGGAAGGUUACCAUCCAGUGCAGACACGUCUGGCCGAACACAAUGGUACUCAGUGUGGAUAUUGCACUCCUGGAUGGGUGAUGUCGAUGUAUAGUCUUCUUCAAUCGAAAAAGGAUUUGAGUAUGCUUGAAAUAGAAAAAUCCUUUGCCAGUAACAUAUGCAGGUGUACUGGAUACAGACCCAUACUGGAAGCGUUUAAAACCUUCGCUAAAGACUCUCCAGAUAAAUUACCUGACAUUGAAGAUUUAUCUGUCUGCAGUAAGACUGGAAAGAAAUGCAAUAAAGAUAAAAACUGUGACGAAGACGACUGGUGUUUGCUUUCAAAAGAUGAAGUCGAGAUUGUAAACAAUAUCUUUAUUAAAUUAAAAGAUGGUAGAUUCUGGUACACGGUUCCAACUAUCUUCGAUAUAUUUCGAGUGUUGCAUAUUGCCGGUGAUGAUUCUUAUAUGUUGGUAUCUGGGAAUACGGCUAAAGGAGCGUAUCCAAUAGACGAAUAUCCCCGUGUUUUGAUAGACGUGAGUAAUGUAGCAGAGUUGAAAGGUUAUAUCGUCGAUCAGAAUCUGAUUAUAGGCGCCGGCAAUACUCUCUCAGAACUUCUCGACAUAUUUCAAAUAAAAAGCCAGGAGGAAUCCUUUACUUACCUCCAACAAUUUUAUGAUCAUCUUCAGCUGGUCGCACAUAUUGCUGUGAGGAACAUGGGCUCGAUUGCGGGUAAUCUGAUGAUCAAACAUAAGCACAAAGAGUUUCCUUCGGACAUUUUCCUUCUACUGCAGACUGUUGGCGCGCAGUUGACACUCUCUGUACCUAGAAAUGGUAAACCAAAAGUAAAUAAAUGGGGUGCGCUACAAACAAUCUCUAUGGAGCAAUUUUUGAAAACUGAUAUGAGAUCUAAAGUCAUAGUGAAUGCGAUUUUGCCUCCAUUAAGUAAUACAUCAUGUCACGUCAUCACGUACAAAAUCAUGCCUAGAUCCCAAAACGCUCACGCCAUAGUAAAUGCUGGAUUUUUCUACAAAUACAGAAGCAACCAACAGCUGUUACAAGUGAGAGUUGCAUUCGGUGGGUUAUCCUCAUCAUUCACAAGGUCAUACCAGACAGAACGGUAUUUACUCGGGAAACCAUUGUUCACCAAUGAAACGCUACAGGCAGCUUUGAACAUUUUGGACAAAGAUUUAGUGGUGGAAGAGAUGCCACCUGAACCAUCGGCGGCUUAUAGAAAGAAAUUGGCGCUUGGAUUAUUUUAUAAAAGUUUACUAUCGAUAUAUCCAGGGGAUGGUCUGGGUGCUCGUUAUAAAUCGGGGCCAAUAAAGUUGCAUGAAAGUCGUCUCGUGUCGGAUGGCAGACAGAUAUUUGAUACCAAUCCUACGCUGUGGCCGUUAAAUCAACCCAUGCCGAAAGUUGAGGCUUUAAUCCAAUGCUCAGGAGAAGCCCAGUAUACAGAAGACCUGCCGUCAUUCCCGAGAGAGGUUUUUGCUGCCUUCGUCCUCACUACUGUUCCUAAUGGAAAAAUAGAAAACAUCGAUGCUAAGGAAGCACUGAAUAAACCUGGUGUUUUGGCAUUUUACACGGUCAAAGACAUUCCCGGGAUAAAUUCUUUUACACCACCCGAUUCCAUGUUAUAUUCAGCUAACGAAGAAAUUCUAUGUGAUGGUAAAGUGAAGUAUAACAACCAACCUUUAGGAAUAAUUGUAGCUGAAUCUAGAGUUAUUGCUGACAGUGCAGCUAAACUUGUUAAAGUUAAAUAUAGUGGUACUAAAAAACCUGUAAUUGAUCUAAAGCAAGCAAAAGAUGACACAAAGAGACUUAAAUCGUUUAAAGAAGACCCUGCUCUAAAUAAAGGUUUUGAUGUAGAAAAGGUAGUAAAAGGAGUGAAUCAUAUUUACGAUCAGUAUCAUAUGUGUAUGGAGACGUUAGUUUGUGUGACUCGACCCACCGAAGAAGGAGUGGAAGUACAUUCGGCUACGCAGUGGCUAGACGGGACACAACUAAUGAUAUCAAGGGCACUAAAGAUACAAGAAAAUAAAAUUGAUGUUUACGUCCGCCGUUUAGGUGGAGCAUAUGGUUUGAAGAUAUCUCGAACCAUUCAGUGCGCAAUUGCUAGUACUCUUGUGGCUCUAAAACUCAACAGACCAUGUCGGUUCAUACAAGCACUAACCACCAAUAUGAGGGCUGUUGGUAAAAGAUACCCUUGUUUAAAUGACUAUGAGGCUGGUGUUAAUGCUGAUGGUCUGGUUCAGUACGUGAAUUACGCAAUUUACGAGGGCAACGGUUAUACUUACAAUGAGACAUUGUCUAUGCUCGGAGCUGACUUGUACAACAAUUGCUAUAAUAAGGAAAGAUGGAAUUUUAAUGGAUAUGACGUUAUAACAGAUUUGGCAAAGAAUACCUUCUGUCGAGCCCCAGGUACAUUUGAAGCUAUAUCGAUGGCUGAAUUACUAAUGGAACACAUCUCUUACGCAUUGUCGUUAGAUCCCGUUGAAGUUCGAUUAACUAACUUAGAUAAUGAAAACAAUGAUCUCAGAGAAAUGUUUGAGACUUUGAAAAGUAAUUCGGAUUAUGAUAACAGGAAAAUAGAAGUACACAAAUUUAAUAAAGAGAACAGAUGGAAAAAGAGAGGCUUAAGAACUUCUUUCUCUAAAUGGUCACCUCUAGGAGGAAUGUUUUUAGAUGUAAACAUUUCUGUUUUUCAUGGUGAUGGAACAGUGGUCAUCACCCACGGUGGCGUAGAUAUGGGGCAAGGCGUCAAUACUUUAGCAAUUCAAAUAUGUGCAUAUCUUCUUAAAAUAGAUACGAAAAAGAUUCAAGUUAAAGGUAAUAACACCAUCAUUGCUCCAAAUUGUUUUAUAUCGGGCGGCAGUCUUACGACUUCAAAUGUCAGCAUUGGUGUUCAAAGAUGCUGUGAACAAUUACUCAUUAGACUGGAACCUAUUAGACUUACUUUGAUUGAUCCUACUUGGGAAGAACUAAUACAAGCUGCUUAUACAGCAGAAGUUGAUUUACAAGUUCAUGGUUUUGUUCGAAUUAAUAGUGAUGCGCAAAUGUACAAUAUUUUUGGUGUAGCAUUUGCAGAAGUAGAAGUCGAUAUUUUGACAGGAGAAUGUGAAAUCAGGAGAGUGGAUAUACUUCAAGACGUAGGGCGCAGUGUAAACCCUGAAAUUGAUAUUGGACAGGUAGAAGGUGCUUUCAUGAUGGGUCAGGGAUACUGGACCAGUGAAAAUUUGGUUUAUGAAGCUAAUUCAGGAAAUAUUCAGACAGAUCGAACAUGGAAUUACUAUGUGCCUCAAGCAAGAGAUAUACCGCAAGAUUUUAGAAUCUACUUCAAAAAGAAAUCUUUUGGCAAAGAAAUUCUUCUAGGCUCAAAAGCUACUGGUGAGCCCCCGCUGUGCCUGUCAGUAGUUGUAGCCUUGGCUAUUAGAGAAGCUAUCACGGCAGCACGUCUUGACACUGGAAUAUCAACCACUGAGUGGUUCCCAGUAGAUGGGCCUUACACCACAGAAAAGAAUUGCUUGCUAUCGGAAACAAAAAUAGAAGACUUCAAGUUUAAUUAGAUUAAAAAAAAAAUAGAAUUGCAAUUUCAAUUAUUUUAUUUAUAUGUUCUAGUUAUGUGUCAUUAUAGAUAUAAAACAUU
Plodia interpunctella (Indianmeal moth) is the source of this 3973-nucleotide messenger RNA. RefSeq lists its product as uncharacterized. NCBI's taxonomy places the organism in Eukaryota, Metazoa, Arthropoda, Insecta, Lepidoptera, Pyralidae. The transcript is spliced from 18 exons. Gene Ontology annotation, molecular function: FAD binding; 2 iron, 2 sulfur cluster binding; iron ion binding. Bases 57 to 3893 code for a protein of 1278 amino acids. The record is from RefSeq and is a predicted model, not a curated record.